Messenger RNA from Prunus dulcis (almond), 1124 nucleotides. RefSeq lists its product as uncharacterized. NCBI's taxonomy places the organism in Eukaryota, Viridiplantae, Streptophyta, Magnoliopsida, Rosales, Rosaceae. The coding region runs from base 86 to 931 and encodes 281 amino acids. The record is from RefSeq and is a predicted model, not a curated record. The transcript has 5 exons.
AAUGAGGAAUUAAGCUAUCCACAUGGACAGGAGAAAAACAGAGAGAGGAAAGUCAGAGACUGGUGUGUGUUGAGAGUGAAAGACCAUGUUGCUCCAGUUUUGGAGCAUUUCCAGUUCCACUGCGCUUCACAAUUCUUGGGCUUUCUCUUACUCCGGAAAGCACCACAACCUUGUUUUUAAAGGACCUAUCUGCCUCAGAAAGCCAAAGGCCUCCUCACCCACUUGCCUCAGAGCUCAGUUGCUCGAGGAAAUCACUCAACUUGCCCAUAACAAGGUGCUGAUUGCUGCUGGCGUUUCUGCGGCAAUUGGGCAGCUCACCAAGCCUGUCACUUCUGUAAUUUUGUAUGGGAAAGACUUUGAUUUCAAGGCAAUCGUUCAGGCCGGGGGCUUCCCUUCUACCCAUUCCUCUGCAGUGGUGGCUACUGCAACAACCCUUGGCCUUGAAAGGGGCCUUUCGGAUUCAAUAUUUGGCCUUACUGUUGUUUAUGCAGGUCUUGUGAUGUAUGACGCCCAGGGGGUGAGAAGAGAAGUUGGCAACCAUGCAAAAGUACUGAACAAGACACUGCCUGAAAGUGCAAGGAUGAGCUCAGUUCCCACCAAGGACAGAGGUAGAAUUAACCCUAAACCUAAAACAUCGUCGUCUUCGUCGUUGAAGUCGGAUAGCUUUGGGUCUCUGUUGUCUGAGGAAGCAAAUUCUUUCUCAUCAAAACCAACAAACGGCCCUUUAGUGUCUCUCUCAGAUAACAAAAUUAGGCAAACUACUGAGACACAGAUGUCUUCUGGCUUGGGAACUGAUGCUGAGCAAGGUUUUGAAAGGGCUGGCAAUCGUUCAACUCUGUUGAAAGAAUCGAUUGGCCACACUGAAGUUGAAGUCACAGCCGGUGCUUUGUUGGGUUUCUUAGUAGGCUUGGCUAUGUACACCAUAAUGUGAUAUCAAAUGCUCUCAUACUUGUGGCUCAAAUUUUGUAUCCUAUAAUUAAUGUUGUUGAGGUAGGCUACUAGGCUCUUAGGCUUGAAAUAGUUAUGGCUUAAGAGAUGAGAUCUCCUUAUAGAACUUGACUUAUGGAUAGAAAAUGGAAGUGGCAAGAUGCACCAAAGCACAAAACAAGCACACUUAAGAAUAA